UUACGGAGAAGGAGGAAGAAGAAGACGACGAAGAAGAAGUAGUUUACCUUUUUAAACAUGGCGCUGUCUUGUUCGAGCCUGUAUAGAAAUUUGUCUUUGACCAGAGUGUGUUGCCUCCGGACAAACAGGGUAACAAAUGGACUUUAUUCUCCAAACGUGUCCUGUCAGUCAAGGCUUCCUGUCUUUAGGCUCUAUUCCUCGUCCAAAGUUAGAAGAGGUUUGGGUCGAUAUGUCACCUCCAGGCUCCAGUGGGCAAAUAGCAAAUAUGAGGGUUUCCUCAAAAGGAGAUUUCCCCGCUUUUAUCAGCUCUACCACACUUUUGUAGAAGGAGUCAAGUUACUGCUCCAGGAUGCCAAAGAUGUGAGGAGGAUAAAAGCAAAGAUGUUCUCAGAAGGAGUGAAGUUCCAGGAUUUGCCCUACAGGGAGAUGGAGAAGCUCAGACAGGUUCGCAGAGACAUGAUCAAGGCCAUUCCGCUGCUGGUGAUAUCUAUCCCUCCCUUUGCCAAUUACCUGGUUUUUGUUUUGAUGUACUGUUUCCCCCGCCAGCUCCUGAUCCCUCACUUCUGGACUCCCAAGCAGCAGGUGGAGUUUCGGGGACGAUACCAUUCCCUCAGGGCCCAGCACCACUGGGCAGUGCUCAAAGGGCUCGAGAAUAGGAGUUGCCAUGUCAAAGAUAGUCAGCUUCAGAGUCGCCUUAAGGACCUUUGUGCUAAAGUACAAAAUGGCAGAAACCCUAAUGCAUCAGAAAUUCUUGCUGUUCGAAGUCUUUUCUCUGGACCUCCUCUGGGCAUAAACAGGAUGAGUGUGAAUCACAUGAGACACAUCAGUCCCCUGCUCUUCCUGACGCCUCAUCUGCCAUGGUUCCUGCUCAGCCGACGGCUGACCCACCAUGCCCUGGAGCUGCUCCAGCUGGACCGAGCCCUCAGCAGACUGGGCCCUCACCAGCUGAGUGACUCUGAACUCAGACAGGCUUGCUUCGUGAGGGGGCUCGAUUCUGACAGUCUUGGCAUUUACCAGUGCCGUGAGUGGUUAUACCAGUGGCUUCAGAUGUCCUCCUCAUUGAAAGACUCAGAGAUAUCACUGCUUUUGCACAGCAUUGUAUUUCUGUCAGCAAACUACCCGAAUGGUCCCAGUCGCCACUGACAGGAAGUCUGAAGCAGUCUGAUUUCUGACUUAUUUGUGCACUAUGAAGCAUAGCUGUCGACAUCGUUUUUUCUAAGGAAAAAACAUUUUAAACUUGGCAAGAGUUUUAUGUUUAAGGGACAAAUCCUCUCAGACCAAAACUGAAAGCAAGUCAAAGUCAAAAGGAUCCCACUCAUUCUCGAUACAGUAGAGUUGUUCUGUUUGCCAUUUAAAGUUUUUAGCUAAAAGCUCCUCUCAUCAGAAGUGACACCCAGUCAUUUCCUCUAUUAAUAGUAUUUUCAGCAAUCCCCUUA
Monopterus albus (swamp eel) is the source of this 1436-nucleotide messenger RNA. It is a transcript of the gene letmd1, whose product is annotated as LETM1 domain containing 1. The transcript is spliced from 9 exons. Gene Ontology annotation, molecular function: ribosome binding. NCBI's taxonomy places the organism in Eukaryota, Metazoa, Chordata, Actinopteri, Synbranchiformes, Synbranchidae. The record is from RefSeq and is a predicted model, not a curated record. Gene Ontology annotation, cellular component: mitochondrial inner membrane. Gene Ontology annotation, biological process: intracellular monoatomic cation homeostasis. The coding region runs from base 58 to 1143 and encodes 361 amino acids.